Messenger RNA from Moneuplotes crassus, 3194 nucleotides. The record is from the annotation of a GenBank genome assembly. NCBI's taxonomy places the organism in Eukaryota, Ciliophora, Spirotrichea, Euplotida, Euplotidae.
UCAUUGCGAAUUAAUAUUACAGAGGCCCCAAAGAUACCAAAGAGCCCAAUGCAGAAAAGCAAAAGGUUUGACAUGCCAUCUCUCAAGCUUGACAAGUUGCCCAACAAAGAUGAUAAUUAUUUAAAAUAAUUACAAAAACUCUGAAUUCCAAAUUGAGGGUGACCAAAUUCCAAUGGAUUUUAAUACUUCAAGAAAGGACUACUAUAAAACCAAAAGACUUCUCCUUACUGAGUCUUUCGACAUGAAUUACCCAGUUGACGAUGAUAGCGAUACUGACACCGACGCUCUUUCAACAAUUUGGCUUAAUAGUGAAAUGAAGACUGAACAUUUUGAUGUCCCAGAAAAUAGUGAAAGGGAUAUUAGUAUUGAUGACAACAUUAGCGUCAUUGGUAAACUUCAAGAAAAUUUCAGACAAGAGAUUGGUCAUGAAUCCAAUCAAGAGCUCCAAACAUCGUAUCUAAAACAUGAAGAUAGUAUCAGCCAAAUGAUCUCCAAGUCCUUCCUUGAAGGACUUCCUGAUCAUGAAGAUAGUUUAAGCGAGGAGGAAAAAUAUAUCCAACAAGAAUGGGAGAAGCAAAUCCAGCUGCAUAAGAAAGACCAAAUUUGCCAAGCAGAGUCUUAUCAGGAAGAUGAAAAACCCAAAAUGGAGCUUUCGUACACUCCGAGAUACACUAAGCAUGAUGUUUAUUACUUGUUUCAGUAUCAUUUAAUAGAGCAUGCGAUAGAUUGGCUCUUCUUGCCAGAAGAGCCCAACCUUCUCAUAGAAUUACUCAAUGACCAACAGGCUAUCUAUGCCACUCAGACUUUAUCCAUGAUUACAGAUCAGAUGCCAGAGGGUGAAAUAAUGCCAUGCUAUUUCGCCUUCAAAGGCAUGAUCUCUUUAUUUGUUUCUGAUUUCGCAAAGGCAUUCAACUAUUUUGACAAGGCUUCUCUUGUUGAAGAUAACAUUCUCUUCUUAUUCUGGAAAAUAGUUUCAAAAUUUUACAUAUGGAUGGAGACCAGAGAUUUCGAAGAUUUCUCAAUUCUCAAGCUUCUAUUGAGCAAGUUCGAGCGCUUAUCACAGUUCAAUGUAAACAUAAAGUGGAUCCGCUUGCGGAUCAAGCUUUAUGAAUACACAAAGAUUGAUAAAUCAGAUUUUGCACUGAGCAAGGCAAGAGAUUCUGCUCUUGAAAUAAAAUCCCUGAAUCAAUACCUUGGGUAUAUCGCAUGGGCAGAGAUCUAUGCUACCACAGACCAAAUUGAUAAAUGAAUGGAGGUGUUGCAUGAUUGCAUUGAAACUGAGCCUAACAAGACUUAUGCUUACAUUAGGCUGUACCAUUACAAUCAGAAGUUGGAGAAACCUAAAGAGAUCUUUCAGCUUUUCCUAAAAAUUUACCUUUUUCUUAAUGAUACAGCUGAUUUUGUUGAGCAGCACAAUGAGGUCAGACACAGGCUAUUGACCCUGCUGUUUAUUAGAGUCUGUGCUUCUGAAGGCUUAAUUAGUCUUGCCAUUAAAACUAUCUGAACACAGUAUCAGGAAGAUGGUGACAAGCUUUCACUUUUAAUGGAAUUUGCAAGAAUUGUAACUCAUUUUGGAAAUACAGAGUAUGUCGGUGAAGCAAUGGGAGUCUUGGAAGAAAUAGAAAUGCGUGGCUGAAUCGAAAGAAAUAGAGAUGUUUACUUCCUCAUGGCCCAGAUUGAGAUUCUGAGAGGCAACAUCAUGAUAGGCUACAAACUCUUCAUGGAAGCUCUAAAACAUUUGGAACCCAGUAGAGAUCAGAAGCGUAUUGACUAUCGAAUUGGAAUAAAAUUGAUUGAGGAAAAUGCCGUUCUCUCCCUCGACCAAUAUGAUAAAGCUCUGAGGGAGUUAGAAGUUGUCCAAAUCGUUGACAGAAAAUAUUCAGAUUUAGUAAAACUAAAAUUGCAUUCUUGUGUACUCAAAGAUUCGAUUGAUUUAAUAAUAAUGAUUGACGGAGUAUAUAAACACAGAUACACAGACAUAAAAUUAUGCAUCUAUUACUUUGAGAUGGCAUUCAAACACAAGGAUCUCACCACAAUGGUAUAUCUCCGAGAACAACUUUCUGUUCUAAUAGAGAAUAACGAGACCAUCAGCACUUGUGAGUACGUUAGAGCUUUAGAUCUCAUCUAUCAUACUUACGACUUCCAAGGAAAAUUCAAAACAGCAAUAGAGAUCUUAGAUAGAAUAAAUUCCUUGGUUCCCUCCCUGCCCGACGACUACGAUCUUGAAAAAUUCAGAAAGCUGAUUCACAAUCAGAGGGAUCAGACUUCAGAGGAUACUGAAGAUUACAACAUCAGGGGUGGAGCAAUUCCAAUGUUGGAUUUUACCCAAAUGGAAAAGAUUAACAUUUCCAAACUCAUCAUGAAAGAAGGAUCUUCCUCUAGACACGAUUGUUCCCUUAUGUCAGACAAGUCUCCAGAGCGGAAAUCUAAAACAGCUAGGGAGAACUUUCUUGGGAACGCACACAGGAAUCUCUUUGAUUAUGACCAAAGCGCAGACAAUUUAUUGAGGAUUACCGAGAAGACAAAUGAAGAUGAAAAGGAGCUUCCUCUCUUAACACCAAAGGAGCAUAAUGAAACAGCUAAUCUCCUUGAUCUCUCCAAUCCAGAUUUGAGCAUUGACGUAACUGAGAAGGAAUUUAUGGAAAAUGACGUGAAUCCUUCUAAAAAUAUCACAUUCAGGUCAUUCUCAGACCCUAAAUAUUUCUUAGAAAAAGGAAAACUAUGUUGACGAAUUGUGCUGGACUACCUUGCCAAGAUAAACUUGCAGAAGGAAAAUGAGGAGAGCAAGUACCCUGACUUGAUCAGUUUCGAAGAUACUAGGGAUGACAGAGCCAUGCAAGCUCUUACUUCCAGAGACUACAACGAGCUUCUUGAAGAAGGUCUGGGUUCUCUAGUAGAGUUCCUCCUAAACCUAUUCUAUCGCAAGCAGUAUUACUCGGAAGAAGGCUUCGAAUCAAAGAAAGAAAAGGCAUUCUUCUGGGUUAGUGUUGUUCUUUGCAAACUCAAGAGACACGAGGAGUCCCUUGAUAUUAUCAAAAGAUAUUCCCAUAAGUGGAAUCAUAGUGAGAAGUUCAUUGAUUCCAUUAUCAAUGAAAUGAUGGAGGCAGACCCUCAUCUCAGAGAGAAGUAUCACUUUUAGCUUGCUAUAUUGCAACUUAUUUUAUUAAACCCAUAUUGAAGUUGCAAUUAUUUGU